AUGGUUCUACAACUGCUGGCAUUGAGCGGAGAAGAGAUCGAGGUAGAGCUGGCGGAUGCCCAGAGCAUCAAAGAUGUGAGGGCGCGGGUGGCCACCAAGCUGGGCUGUGAACCUGCUUGUGUGCUGCUGGUCCCCUCGGGAAGCACUGAAGUCGUGAAGGACAAUCAGAUGGUAGAGACCUACAAUGCUUUGACGGUGAUCAACCAGUCCUUUGAUUCCAGGUUAAUCCGACUAGACGUUGAGGAGUCAAAGCAGUACUCCCCACGUCAGGCGUCCACACUCUUCUACAAGACCUCCCAGCUUCUCUAUGAUGGCACCAUGCUGUGGGAGCGACAAGACCGGCAGAUUUGCGAUGAGAUGGGCUACCGCGGGCGCACCCAUGACGUUUACUUGUCCGAGUGUGGCCAGCUGCUCUUUUGCCGCUCCGGCUUCCUGCGGCGAAGAGGCGUUCCAGAGUAUGAGCCGACCAAAGCCAUUCAGAUUCAGCACCUUCUGCAGAAGCGUGGCUUCCGCUGA
Molecule: messenger RNA, 516 nt
Organism: Durusdinium trenchii
Lineage: Eukaryota; Dinophyceae; Suessiales; Symbiodiniaceae
Source: the annotation of a GenBank genome assembly